UGGCAGCCUGACAUGCAACAAAGUUGUGAAGAGGAUGCGACAAUAGAUGUUAUGAUUAGAUGAUGAAAUUAACCGGAAAUAGCAACACAUUACAUGAAAACUUGUUCAAUUCUUCAGAGAAUUUAUGCUGCAAUGGUGAACGACAUUUUACUUCAAACCACAUCUCUUCAAAUUGUGUUUUUCAUAUUUUACAUUAUAGUAUUUCUGGUUGGAAUUAGCGGUAACUUGCUAGUCGUUUUUGUUGUCCUUCGAAAGAAGGCAAUGCACAGUAUAACAAACAUUUAUAUAGCUAAUCUAGCUACAUCUGAUAUUAUGAUGGGCUUAUUUGCUAUUCCUUUUACGCCUUUGCAAUUUUUUAUGAAAUCAUGGAUUUUUGGAGAGUUUUUAUGUGCUUUUUUGCCGAUGACGAUGAGUAUAUUAGUAUACGUGUCAACUCUUUCAUGUACAGUGAUAGCCGUGCUCAGGUAUUUUGCCAUUGUUUACCCUCUUAAACCAAAAAUAGGACGAUGUACGUGUUUCGUUAUCGUAGUUUUCAUUUGGUUUUUGUCCAUGGCCAUUUCAUGGCCUUUGGAUAUUUCAGUAAAAACAAUAAUUGUGAAUGAUACUGUGCUGUGUGUAGAAAAAUGGCCGAAAUGGCAGUCUCGACAAUUCUUUACUUUUACAAACAUCAUACUUCAGUAUUUGAUACCAUGCAGUAUAAUUAUAUACUGUUAUGUGAAAAUUUCACUGGCAUUGGACAGACGUUCAAAGUCUCAUGUUGUAAGGAAUAGCACAGAUUCUGAACGCGAACAAAGAGAAAUACAAAGGAAACGCCGGACUAACAAAAUGAUGAUUUAUGUUGUUUCGAUAUUUGUCGUCUGCUGGAUGCCAUUGAAUCUAUUCCAUAUCAUAUCAGAUUUCCAUCAGACAUUUAAAUAUUCCCCGUACAACAGCCUGAUUUUCUUCAUAGCCCACCUAGUCGCUAUGAGUUCUACAAUUUAUAAUCCAUUUAUAUACGCUUUCAUGAGCGAAAAAUUCAGGACUGAAUUCAAAGCUUUACUAAGUUGCUGCCUGUUUUGUAAAAACUAAAAACCCGAUGUAAAUAUAUUGUAGGAUGGACUUUCAAUUUAGUGCCACGUAAUUUAGGAUUUAUAAUCAAAAGUUUAUUAUUUCAUGUAAGUAAACUGUGUCAUACAUUUCAUAUAGUUGUUUAUUUUUUCCAUAUCCAUACAAAAUGACACUUCUUUAGCGAAAGAACGGAAUGAUUACA
Molecule: messenger RNA, 1249 nt
Organism: Ruditapes philippinarum (Manila clam)
Lineage: Eukaryota; Metazoa; Mollusca; Bivalvia; Venerida; Veneridae
Product: neuropeptide Y receptor type 5-like
Exons: 1
Coding region: 133-1068 (311 amino acids)
Biological process (GO): G protein-coupled receptor signaling pathway
Cellular component (GO): plasma membrane; neuron projection
Molecular function (GO): neuropeptide Y receptor activity; neuropeptide binding
Source: RefSeq, a predicted model, not a curated record